This is a messenger RNA of Saccostrea cuccullata (small rock oyster), 1322 nucleotides long. RefSeq lists its product as uncharacterized. Lineage: Eukaryota; Metazoa; Mollusca; Bivalvia; Ostreida; Ostreidae. The transcript has 2 exons. The record is from RefSeq and is a predicted model, not a curated record. Bases 795 to 1253 code for a protein of 152 amino acids.
UUCUUGUUGUAUUAUGUUAUUAUAAAACAGUGUCUGUAUUGGACUUAGUUUUAUACUAAGUAGCUAUUCGGUUCCUUUUUUGAACUAAUUUUACCCUUUUCCACGUGAUCAUUAUUGAUCCGUUUACCAAACGAGAAAGCAUGGUUUAUUGAACUGCUGAAUUUUUCGAAUUUAUACCAUAUUUCCCAAAGAAAAUCCUACAACUUUUGUUGUGAUGCCAUUUUGAAGAUUUCGGACGAUGUGAUCUGCUUGUUAUUUGCAGAAAAACGUCUGUAAAGUGAGUUUUUGUUGCGAAAUCGGCCUUGUAAAAUUUACAUGCGGGCAUUAAGCAUGCUGAGGAAGUCGCAAUUCAGGACGACCAAAAUACUUUACAUGCGAUUCUUACAUGGAUAUUCUAUUACUACGAGUCGUCUGGGGAAUAAUAUGGUCAACUGAAGUAAAUUUGGUAAACGAUCGAUAAACAGUGUCAGUGUAUCUACAGUGGUGUAAAAUAUGUAGUAAAUAAUGUCGGGCUCGAGAUCCCGAAAACUCUUACAUGAACUAUGUCAGCUGUAAACAUAGACCCUUCGCUGUAGGUCUCUGCUGUAAACAAUAAUAUACAAUUACAUUAUAGACCUGACAGUGUAUAGACUUUUUCCCGGGAGGUUUUUGCAACUGGCCGUCAGUGAUUCACCUACAUCGUUAAUCCUAACACCGUGAUCAGGCCUGGAGAUUUUAUCAAUCACACCGGUAACUUCAUUCCUUUAGGAACUUUUGCCUAUUUACGGUGAUUUGCAAUUUGCUGAGCUUAGAAAAUGUGCAUCUAUGUAAUAACAUCAUUUUUAUUAACUGUCCAUCCAAAAUAUCACAAGACAGUUUGCUUCUUACAUUCACCUUGGCCGGGGAAUAAGAACCUGUUUGUUACAGUGGAAACCUUUCACUUCUUCAAGGACUUGAAUGUCAGAAUCAUCUACACAAACCAGAUAUUGAUGAGUGAAUAUAAACAGCUCAGCAGUGACGAGUGUUACCUUUUUACAAGUUAUGAGAUCUCCAUUGAUGCUGAUGUAGUAUUCACUUUACACUCCUGCAUUCCCAGUAUAAAACAGAGUUACCUAUCCCACCAAAUUAGAAACAGACACUAUCCACACUGGGUAACACUUGCAGAAACUAUAUGGGCCAUGUGGAAACAACAGUCAGAAAUCAGAUAUGCAUGCACAGACAACACAACAGUGGACAAACAAGUGCCCAUUACCAAGGACAUUGCCUCAACAUAGCAAAGUAUUGUUUUAUUUUGGGUGAUGUAUUGGUUCAUGUUUCUGGAGACUGCUCUGUCAACAAGUCCA